UGGCGAUCUCUGAUUGGAUGAUCACGUUAAACAGGAAGAGCUUUUCAAGGUUGAAUGCAAGACACACGAAGACAAUGGCACCGACUUGUUAGCGGAGUGGUGGAACAAAAUCUUGACACUUGAGAUAAGUAAGGAUUUAAUGAUUUAACAACAACAAAAUGGAGUUAGAGUUAUCAAUAUUAAUAAUAUACGAUAGAUUUUAAUAAGGGGACCGUGUGAUUUUGAAACAUUUGUAGUGUUACAGAAAUUGUCUACAUUUCUAAUAGUAACCAUGGGUAGGCAUUUUUAUGACGUCAUAAUCCUACAAGUUAAUGGGAAGCAAAAAGUAUUCAGCCAUUGAGAGCAAAUCCUUUUCAAAGGCUUACUAGAACAGUUAUCGACUAUUCUUGAAUAUUCGGAUAUCCUCAGCCAUAAUUACCCUUUGACACUUGAAGCGAAAUGGCUUUUAAGACUUAAACUUAUUUAGAAUGGUUAGAAUUGCAUUGUGGUACGAUGAAUUAUGGUUAUCUUGCAAUUUCCAAUCACGAUUUGAAAAAAUUAUAUUUUUAAAACUGCCAUACUCCUUACCAAUAAACUAUAUUGGUGUUCCUGCAUUGUCAGUAUGGGGCUCUCAGUUGAAUCACUUCCAUAAACUUAUUGAAAAACUGUUUUUAUUUACUAGGGUACUCCAAUAUAUCAUAAUAUAUGAUUACAACAAAAACAUUAGUAUGUAAGUAUCUACGUUUAACCUUAAGCCUUCUCCUAAAAUUAAUUGUCGAUCCGUCUUAACAGAACUUAAUUUGACAACAAUUUAAAAAAUCCCAUGUAAAGUUAUAAUCCAAACUGAACUAAAACAAUUUUUAACUGCUAGGACUGCCGCUUAGUUCAAUCUUUUAAUUUUAACAAAAUAGCUGCUUAAUAUCUGAACAUGCAUUUUUAUAUGCCAACAAUAAUCAACUUCUCAAUAAAGCACACAAAAGUAGAUUUCAGUGGAAGAAUACUUAAUUUUUUAGAAUAUGCAUGACAUUAUUUAGAACAACCAUUAAUAUAGAGUAAUGAAUAUGCAAGGAUGAAUAUACAACAGUCAAUAUACAAAAAUGAAUAUACAACAAUGAAUAUGCCACCAUGAAUGAGAAAUGGUUGCAGUAUCACGUGUUAGCCCUUUGAAGCUACAUCAAGAUACAUGUUUGAUUAUUAAUUGUUUUCCACAGGAGGUCCCUUGCACCCUGCGUAACUCAUUUCAGACAGCCCAUUUUCUUGAUUAUCCUUGUACUUGCAAGCACCGAGCGCCAACAAUGUACGACUGUGCUGUCGGAGACACCAUCUACACGGUACAGAGCCCUUGCGGCAACAGCCACUCUGACUUUGAGUGUCAGGUCGGGAACACGAGUGUCGCCCACAACAAAGGACCCUCUGAGGUACCCUUGGAGCUUCAGACACCAUUGAGUGAGCUCUCGUGCUCCAGCGACUUUGAGUGUCAGGUCAAGGCCGUUACUUCGGACUUCCAAUGCCAGGUCAGUGAUGCAAUUUUCCCAUAAUAUAAUGGGGCCCCCCCCCCCCCCCCCCCAAAAAAAAAAAAAUCACCUUCUCACUUUUUUUUUAGAUGGGUGUUUCGAUUUAACUUUCUUGGACGGGGCCAUGUUUUCUGUCUGCUUUCUAAGAUUGGCUCUGUAAUGGAAUUGAGAGCUCUGUAAUGUUAUUGUGCAUUCUGAGACAAGCCUCGCGAUUGUGUCCCCCCGCUUAAAUUUCACGUCGGCUGACUCUUCUUAUGCUUUUCAUUACUACGUCCAGUAAUUAGGCUUUGGUCGCACAGAGGCUUUCCACGUCACAGAGCAGGUUGAUGAAGCAUUUCUGAUGGAGCCAAUUUUAUUUCAGCCCCCUAUGUCCUAUGUGUUUUUGCAGACGUUUCAGAUCUGUCACUAUAAACUUCAGCUGUGUACUGUCUGAUGACUGUAACAUUAUAUGUUUCAAUCACUUGCACAAUAAAACAGGAAGAGCCGUAAUAAAGUGAGAGCAAUGUUGUGUUCUAUUUUAUAACAAACAUUUUAAAAUCAAAAUAUCUUUCUUUUUUUUUUUUUAAAUAACACGACUCCAUCAUUAAAAAUAAUAAUUUGUAAACACUGAUGACGUCAAAGAAAGAGCAACGUGGGUGAUGAAUGAAGAGUGAAUAUUAUGGAAGAAAUCUUAGACUCUCGGACAUUCACACUCUAGUAAAAUUGAAUAAAUUCACAUAAAAUAGGCGUUUGGGGGAAUAGUAAAGAUGAUGUCAUCAAGCUUAGACACUUAGACAUUCAUAAUUUAGUUAAAUCAAUUGACAUAAAAUCUUAUUUAUUUUCUUGAACUAAAUUUUCUAGGCUUAAAUUGAUUUUUUUUACCAAGCUGAUUAUUUGUUAUUUUUUUUUUCGGUAAGAAAAUAACGAUUGCCGAAUAAUCAGCUAGGUGGCCGACGGGUGUAGUCCGAUUACGAUUAUCUGAUGACGAAUCGGUUCGACCCUACUUUUUAGCCAAUAUACAGAUAAAACAAGACCACUUAAAAAGAGGUCAUAUUUUUCCCAUUAGUAUUCCAUAUGAAUACUGAAAGAGGAGAUGAAAUGAUUGAUGAAAUCUGCCAAUAUUCACUCUACUCUGACAUUCUCAUUUUGGUUCUUUAUACCCCAAAAGACGUAUGGGAUUUUGAAUCUACACAAAUCUGCAAUGCAACCCUUUGCGUCUUUCAAUCCCAUUAAAAACGGGACAUAACCCCCAUUUUGCCUUGACCUUUUUGUUCCCCUUGCCGUUUCCCCCCCCCCCCCCUAGGCCAAAGCUGGGUGUUUGGAUCCCACGAGACCUGCCAACAAAUGCCGCACCCAGACGAAAUCUACCGAGACCAGAUGCCAGACGAAGACCUCCAGCUCUGCCUCGCAGUGCAACAUCCUGUCCAGCGGCUCGUCGGCUGACUUCCAGUGCCAAGCGGGGAGGCCAGACGGUCAGUCGGUGAGCCAGCACAGGCCGAAGAUGUCGGUGUCGGCGGACUUCCAGUGCCAGGUCGGUGCCUCGCAGUCGGACUUUCAGUGUCAGUUCAACGACAACGUCCACGCCUGAUGUGACGUCACCUGCCUGACGUCGACAGAAGACCGCAGCCCAGGUGUAAAGUGGUCAGCUGCAAGAUAAGCCGCCAAAAUAUUUCGAAUCUACUUGAAGUUUAAUAGUUCUGUGAUUAAUUCAGCGAAGUGAAUUUUAAUAUUUUAUUACAUAUUUAAAUAGCUUCUGUUUCAAUAUUUGAAAGAAAAAAAAUAUUAUUUAGAUUUGACAUUUCUUUAUUGCACAUUCCAGCUUUCGGGAAUCUCUAAAAAUGCAUUCAAUAAAACAGUUAUUUGUUCCACGAACUGACUUCCUGGUAAAGGUUUUUAAUGAUCGUAUUUUACAUGUUAUGCGUUGCUUUAUCCGUUUAAUAUGUUUUAAAUCAAUAGUUAUUGAUCCGAACUUUUUUAUUAAGGUAAAAAAAAAAAAACAACAACAACAAAAUUUAAUAGCAUUAAAAUUAAAAAUGUUCUUUGUUAUUUACGAAAAAUAAUUUUAUUUAAAAAAAAAACAUUUACUGUGUCCAUGCUUUUCAUUUGUUUUGUUUUAAACGGGUAGGACAGUCUGUCAGUCUGACAAUCAGACAGUGGGACAGACAGUCAGUAGGAUAUUCUGAAGACAAUGACAUGUAAGGUAAUGAACGAAUUUAGGAGGGUUACACACACCUUGGAGUUCGAGGCUUAUUUCCCUUGAUUUACUAUAUUUCCUUUGAUUUAUUA
Lymnaea stagnalis (great pond snail) is the source of this 3758-nucleotide messenger RNA. The record is from the annotation of a GenBank genome assembly. Lineage: Eukaryota; Metazoa; Mollusca; Gastropoda; Lymnaeidae.